GAAGCAUUUCAUGCCACAAUUUGUCUUGUCAGUUGCUGACCCUGUAAAAGGAGGAAGUUUUCGGAAUGAAGUGACUCGAGGAAGUAAGAAUGGGGACUGGACUUUAGAUGGAAAGAGGAAGUAACUGCCCCUUUCUACAGCUCACUCUCUCGCCUAGUAUCGAGUGUCCAAAACAGUUACUUUUGCGGAUCUGAAAUAGUGUGGGCUAUUUUUCUCUUUAAAAAAAUCUCAGGUAUCGUCGAUCGUGUGGUGCUCUUUCCCCAGUGCCCUUUUUAUGCUGAGAUGCUCAUGGUUAUUCUGUAUUUUAAUUCGAAACAAAAACGGACUCUUCAUUAAUUAUCUUUUAAUAUGAGCAGCUCAACCUGUGACAGUGACAAAUAAAUUCAAGAAAACAAGGCCUUACAGGAAGGAUCACAGCUGAGAAGAUCAAAGGAACAGCUGUGCCAAAUAUAAUUUACUUCUAAUAAAAUGGCUGAGAGAGUAAAUCAUCUACCUUACUUCUAUGGCAGCAUUACACGAGAUGAAGCAGAGGACUUUCUGAAGCAGGCUGGAAUGAUCAAUGGCCUCUACCUUUUGCGUCAGAGUCGCAACUAUCUUGGGGGCUUUGCUUUGUCUGUGGCAUAUAAUGGAAAGUGUUAUCACUAUACAAUAGAAAGAGAAUUAAGUGGAAGUUAUCUCAUAACUGGAGGAAAGUCCCAUAAGAGUCCAGUAGAUAUUGUCGAGUACCAUACUGAAGAGACCGAUGGUCUUGUUUGUCUUCUGAAAACCCCAUGCAAUCGACCAAAGGGAAUUGAACCAAAAAUUGGGCCAUUUGAAGACCUGAAAGACCAUUUGAUCAGGGAAUAUGUCCAACAAACGUGGAACCUACAGGGAGAUGCUCUUGAACAGGCGAUUAUUAGCCAAAAACCACAACUAGAGAAAUUAAUUGCGACAACAGCCCAUGAGCGAAUGCCUUGGUUUCACGGGAAGAAAUCUCGAGAUGAAGCUGAGCGUUGCAUUCUCAGAAGUUCACGGACGAAUGGAAAAUUUUUAAUACGAGAGCGUGAUGACAAGGGAUCAUAUGCUCUUUGCUUGACUCAUGAGGGUAAAAUAUACCAUUACCGUAUUGACAGGGACAAAACAGGGAAACUGUCCAUUCCUGAUGGGAAGAAAUUUGACACCCUCUGGCAGAUGGUUGACCAUUACUACUACAAGUCUGAUGGUCUUCUUCAAGUUCUCACUGAACCGUGUCCAAAUCCUGAUCACCCAGUUGAUUCCUUUGGGUUAACGCAAGCACCACCAAUUCCAAGUCAUCAUCCUCAGCAAGAGUGCAAAGGUGGAAUAUUCUCAAGAAUCAAAUCCUCAUCAUUUCCAAAGUCUGGUUCCAAAAAGAAGUCAAGCAUAGCUGAUCGCUCCUUUAGUGCAGCAAAUCUUAAUCCAUACAUGAUCAGGCCAAAUCGACACAAUAAAGGAGCAGAAGCAGGUACUCGAAGAGAUGCCAUGCCUAUGGAUACCAAUGUCUAUGAAAGCCCAUAUGCUGACCCCGAUGAGCUGCAGGAGAAAACAUUGUAUUUGAAAGAUGAUUGCCUUACACUAGAAGAAAAGGAACUUGGGUCUGGUAACUUUGGUACAGUGAAGAAAGGAGUUUAUAAAAUGAGGAAGAAAAACAUAAGUGUAGCAGUGAAAGUGUUGAAGAGUGAUGAUCCUGCAGUAAAAGAUGAACUGAUGAAGGAAGCAAAGUUCAUGCAUCAACUUGAUAAUCCUUACAUCGUCCGCAUGAUUGGGAUAUGUGAAAGGGAGUGUUUGAUGCUGGUGAUGGAACUUGCAGAGCAAGGCCAAUUUAACAAAUUUCUGCAGGCUCACAAAGAUGUUACUAUAACCAAUAUAGUUGAAUUAGUACAUCAAGUGUCCAUGGGAAUGAAGUACUUGGAAGAGAAAAAUUAUGUUCACAGGGAUUUGGCUGCAAGGAAUGUUCUUCUCGUAACUCAGCAUUAUGCUAAAAUCAGUGAUUUUGGCCUGUCAAAAGCCAUAAACUCUGAGGAGAAUUACUACAAGGCUAAAAGUACUGGCAAGUGGCCAAUAAAGUGGUAUGCACCAGAAUCCAUUAAUUUCUUCAAGUUUUCCAGCAAAAGUGAUGUCUGGAGUUUUGGUGUGAUGAUGUGGGAGGCAUUUUCCUAUGGUUUAAAGCCCUACAAGGGAAUGAAAGGCCAAGAGGUUGUACAAAUGAUUGAAUCAAAUAAUCGACUGGAUUCUCCAGUGAGAUGUCCUGUUGAAAUGUAUGAAUUGAUGCGAGAAUGUUGGACAUACAAAGCUAAUGAUCGGCCAGGAUUUGUCACUGUGGAACACAGACUGCGUGAAUACUACUACACUAUUUCAAAGGAAUAGAAUACCCUGUACUUCCUUUCAAAGAGAAGCUUUUAACCAGCAUUUAGAAAAGAUUAAGAUUUUUUUGCUCGUCAUAUGCAAAUUAUAUUCACUGAUUAAUAUGAAAAUGCCUCAUUCCAUUAUCAAUAUAAAUUUUAAAAUGGUCAAAGUUCUUAAGUCUGGAAAGAGUAAAAUGGCUUGUUUAUACCUGAAGGCUAAGCAAUUUGCUGCAAACUGGUUAUUCCAGGACUCUCCCUAUUUGAUGUUACACUUCAAAUUCCAAUUAGUGGAACCACAUAUCCAGGGAUGAUAGGUUGGAUGAUUUUCACAGUUUAGAUUAUACCAGCUCUUUAGAGCUGUGCUGGGGAAUGGGAGACCUAACAGAAUAAUGGAAGAAGGCAUUUGGGAUUUGGUAGGGAGGGGGUUUCUCCUGUCUUCCUAGCAACACAGGAUACUUCCAUGGACAAAAAACUGCCAGAGAGAUAUUUUCUAAUCAACUUAUUUUGAGAUUUUACUAUACAGCUUUGGAGCAGCUGGGAUUUGGACCUGGAUCUUCUGGCUCAGAGGUAGCGACAUUAUCACAAGAGGCUCUAUGAACAGCAGUGGAAUGGUUUCUGCCAACCUGAAUUAAUUUGUUGUUUAGCAACUAUUACCUGCCCCCUACUGGCAUUUUACUGGUAUUUGUAAGGGUUGCUGUUAAAUGGUAAGACUGUCAGAUAAACCCUGGUUCUGACCAAUAUGUCUCCUUUAUGUAGCUGUCCUGUUACACUGUUGCAGCUUUUGGUGAGCCCUUCUAUUUGCAGAACCUCCUGGACUGACUCCAAAAAGGUAAAUAAGAAAGCUUAGCUUGCCUUCACAGAUGUUUCAACAUGGAGACGUCCUCUUCAGCUUCCUGCAGGCUACACAGUGGCCACUUUUACCUCUUUUGUGGCUACUGGUAAAACGUCAGCCAGGGUUCCCAAUUGUCAGGUUGGGUCUCGCUUUUCAUUUCAAAUGUGGGGCUAUAUAAAAAUUUCCUCCCAAGUUAUUUUGGAAAUUUGGCCCUUCUAUCCGAUCCAUAUCUUUC
Molecule: messenger RNA, 3409 nt
Organism: Chiloscyllium plagiosum (whitespotted bambooshark)
Lineage: Eukaryota; Metazoa; Chordata; Chondrichthyes; Orectolobiformes; Hemiscylliidae
Gene: syk
Product: spleen tyrosine kinase
Biological process (GO): protein phosphorylation; intracellular signal transduction
Cellular component (GO): cytoplasm
Molecular function (GO): non-membrane spanning protein tyrosine kinase activity; ATP binding
Source: RefSeq, a predicted model, not a curated record